AUGUCCAAUGGGGACCCGAAGGCUUCAACGUCGGACGCUGUCGAGCCGGGCGCCACCGGCCAGUCGGCCCUCGGCAAAUUGUGGACCGGCUACAAGGAGAAGCUGUGGAGGGCACGGCAAGAGCGCAUCCAUGAAACGAUAAAAGCUAAACCGGCCAAGACGCCGCCCCCGCAAGGUGCCACGCCAUACGACCCGCCCUGGACCCGGGAGCCCGGCUUCGAGGCGGGGUGGGCGCGCGUGAAAAGCCUCUACACCACGGAAAACUCGAUGGAGCUGAGUAUUUUACAGCGGAUUUGCACGGGGACAUUCGCCGCCGGAUUUUUGAUGGGCGGCUUGGCCAGCUACAAGGACGCGCAACGGGUGUACGAGCAGACACAUGUUGGAACGCGGUAUCUGUCGAUGCGGGAUGCGAUAGUUAGACGAAUUGAUUACGGGAUCCUGCGGUUUGCCAUCGCUGGCGCGAAGAUGGGCGUCAAGGCGGCACUUAUUACCGGGCCAGUGAUCGGGCUGACCACACACCUGUCCGCCUAUCGAGCCAAAUUCUCGUCGGCCUACGUGCCACUUAUCUCAGGUGCUGUUUCAGGGGCUUUACACGCAGUCGGCGGUGUGUUCGCCUUCCCGCUCGGCAUUAUCGGUGUUACAAAGGCGAUCGGGCUGGGCAUCGCGUCGGGAUGUUCCCUGGCGGCCGUCUUCCAGCUGUUUGCGUUGAGUCUGGACAAGACGGGCGAUCAGGCAUAUUGGUACUUCAAGAAUGAAUUGGAGAAGGAACUCCGUGGGCACAGCGAAUUCGACCGCAAAGUCGCCCAGGUGAUGGCCGAAAACCCGGACAUGUGGUGGCGAGCCAGCGCCAUUCGACACGUACGGAAACUCGAGGAAAAGGAGAGUGAAGCGCUCGACUGC
Mesorhabditis spiculigera is the source of this 900-nucleotide messenger RNA. Lineage: Eukaryota; Metazoa; Nematoda; Chromadorea; Rhabditida; Rhabditidae. The record is from the annotation of a GenBank genome assembly.